Glycine soja is the source of this 1543-nucleotide messenger RNA. RefSeq names its product RNA polymerase II subunit 5-mediating protein homolog. Gene Ontology annotation, biological process: negative regulation of phosphatase activity; negative regulation of transcription by RNA polymerase II. The record is from RefSeq and is a predicted model, not a curated record. The coding region runs from base 115 to 1239 and encodes 374 amino acids. The transcript is spliced from 12 exons. Gene Ontology annotation, molecular function: chromatin binding; phosphatase inhibitor activity; transcription corepressor activity. NCBI's taxonomy places the organism in Eukaryota, Viridiplantae, Streptophyta, Magnoliopsida, Fabales, Fabaceae.
CGGGAAGCAAUUCCUCCGAGAACCAUAGUUUUUAAAAGCUGAGAGCGUCGAAGGCACAGCCGUCGCGUGGGAAGGUCCCAAAAUAAAUUAGGUUUGAUUAUUAGGGGAGGGAAAAUGGAUGAAUCAACGAAGAAGGGGUCUGUGACCUCACUCGCCUCCCUCUUCCCAGUAGAGGAGGCGCAAAGGGCGGCCAAGCGCGUCGAAGACACCAUUGCCGACAAGCAGAGCGAGCUCGACCGCCUACGAGGUUUCGCCACCGACAACAACAGCCUCAUCAACCUCGUCCACAAGCUCCCCGAACAGCUCUCCCACGACAUCAUGGUUCCGUUUGGGAAAGCAGCGUUCUUCCCAGGUCGUUUGAUUCACACCAAUGAGUUCCUGGUUCUUUUGGGAGAAGGGUAUUAUGCUGAGAGGACUUCGAAGCAAACCGUUGAGAUUUUGCAGCGAAGAGGGAAGUCCUUGGAUUCGCAGGUUGAUUCUCUUGAGGCCAAUAUCAAGGACCUUGAAGCAGAGGCUUCAUUUUUCAAUGCCACAGCUUCUCAAGUAGCGGAGGGUCUUGUGGAGAUAAGGGAAGAUUAUCUGGAGAAAGACUCUAACGAAGGGGAAUUUAAAUCAGGUCAUCUGCAGCAAGAGGCUCCUAAUUUGGGAAAUGCUACAGCUGAUGAUGGGGAAUAUGCUCGUAUGCUGGCUAUAAUGGAUGAACUUGAAAAAGAAGAGCUUGCUGCAGAAAGUGGCAAUCACAGUGAUCAAAAUGAUGAAAGUACUGGGGAUUUCCAUGAUAUAUCAUAUCGGGAACAUAUUGAUAACAAACUCCAAAAUUCAAAAGAUGUUCAUCAAAGUGAACUACUGGACCAGAUUAAUAAUAAAAUUAUAACAGCUGAUCUUCCAAAAAAACAGAAUCGUAAAGAAGAUAUAACUGAUCAGUUGAAUUUUGCUAGCCUGGCAGUAGAAUCUAGGGUCAAAGAGAGGGAAAAUUUUGUAGAAUACAUUGAUCCUAGUGAAAAGAUUCCUGCUCGUUCUAAAGAAAGGUCAGUUCAAGCAACUACGGCAUCAAAAACUGAGGUUCGACACCAAACUUCACAACCAUCAUUUGACAGUCGCAAGGCUUUUACAGGCUCUAUUAUAGAGCAUGCUGAGAAUAUAAAACCAACUACAAGACAACAAAGUUCAGCUUCUUCACAGGAUUCUGGUUCUCAAUCUUCAAAACCAGUCUCCAGAUUCAAAAUGCAGAGAAGAUAGCUACAAGAAGAUGAGAAGGUUGGAUCUUUUUGUAUUUGGCGAUCUAAUGGUGUAGCAUCCAUGAUUCUAGGAUGUGCUGCUUGAGAUCAAAAGUAGAAAGAGUAACAGUGGGAUAAAUCGUUUUGACUUUUGAGCAAUAAAUUUUUGGACCUUUAAACAAUGAUUGUGGUUCAAACAGACUUGGCUAUGUUUUAUAGAAUUGAAUUGAGAUAGUGUAUUUUAAUAUAUUAUUUUUGAACCGUGAGCUGUAUAGCAUACGAAACAUAAGUUGGCAUCAACCUUGUCGCGUAACCGGUUUCACUGA